UCUGUAUACAUUUUAAUAAUGAAGGAAAAUAAAUUCGUAAUGGGGGAAGAGGAAACUACAAAAGGAAAUACGGCGGCUCCGUCUUCUCUAGUUCCUACUCAUAAUGCUACUCAACCACAUAAACGUCCUACUCGACAUCAUGUUAAAAGACGUUCAAGUGGUCGAGUUCAUGUAACCAAAUUAGCACCCAUGGUAAAAACUACUUCUAAUCAUACAGAUUCAGAAGCCGAUCUAGUUGAUGACCCUACUACAGAACUCAAUGCAAGACCAGCCAUCAGACGUUCACAGUCUCAACGUUCACUGCAUAAAGCGGAACGAAAGAGCUUUAUUACUUUAACUUCAAGAAGAAGGUCAACUACAUCUUCCGAAAAAUUAUCAGCAACCUCUUCUACAGAUCCACCAGAAGUAAAGGCGCAUGAAAGGAAAGAUAAAGAUGAUCUAGCAUUAUCAUAUGAUUCUAAUACGUCUAUAACAACACAUAAUAAUCCUGUCCCUUUAAGCUCUAUAGCUAUAGCUGCACCUAUUGAGCAGCCUUUAAAUGCUAUUGCGCAUAAUCUAGUGUUUCCUAAACAAGCAUCUAUUUAUCCUAAUAAAUUUACAGAGACCAUUAAACAACAGAAACACAACAAUAACAAACAACAUAUGGAGCAGCAGUAUAAGAAAAAAAAACCUUUUUUGCUUCGUUCACAUUUUGAUGAUUCUUUACAUGAAGCCAUAACAGAGAAUGAUAAACUUAACAACGUAUAUCGUGAAUAUCAAUGUAUUAGAUGGCAUCAAGAUCCGAUGCAGGCAAGCCUUUUACGUUGUAUUGAGAAACUUGAUAGUUCCUCACUAAAUAAACAGACGAUGACAUCAUGUCAUCUUGGGCAAAGACAGCUAGCUCAUCGUCAUCAUCAGCUAUUAAAAUCUUCUGAAACACAUAUUCAAUUGAAUAACAAAAGGAAUGAAAGUAAUAUAGCAGAGGCUAUUGUAGACGAUAAUUAUGGAUUUCUGGCUACUUUAUUCGACAAGAUUCUAUAUACGUCAUCUCCUUCCAGUAAGUCGUGAAUAUACAUAUAUAUAUAUAAAAGGUGUAAUACUUUAAAAAGCAAGGAAAAUGGUAUUGUAGUAUAUUGUAGUAUAUUGUAGUAUAUAUAAAGAAAUCAAACCAAAUGUUUAUAAUAAUAAAUUAUCAC
Cokeromyces recurvatus is the source of this 1175-nucleotide messenger RNA. RefSeq lists its product as uncharacterized. The record is from RefSeq and is a predicted model, not a curated record. NCBI's taxonomy places the organism in Eukaryota, Fungi, Mucoromycota, Mucoromycetes, Mucorales, Mucoraceae. The transcript has a single exon. The coding region runs from base 19 to 1047 and encodes 342 amino acids.